CUCAUCUUCCUCGCGCGAGCGCGGCCACCCCUCCCUCCCCAUCCCGCUGCCGGGCGCCGCAGACCCCUGCCUCGUCUCCUCCACCGUAGGUAUCUAUCUCCCAUUCGAUUCUCUCGGUCCCGACCUCCCAUCACCCCACGAGGCCACGAACCCUUUAGUUCCCCGUCAUAAUCUUCCCCAAUUCGUAACUGAGGCAAAAAUCAAGGUAGGGGGGCCGCCCUACCUUGCCCUACCGGGUCCUCCGCCCGUGAGGACAUGGUGAUCCUGGAGGUGGAAAACAGAUUGCAUGUGGAUCCAUGUUAUUAGCUAGCGAAACCAUAUUUGUGCAGUGAUUAGAUGUGCCUGGUGUCCGUGUUUGUGUUUCUUGCUUCGAUGUGAUAGCUCAUGAGAACUUUACAUCUCUUGAUAACUGCUGAUUAUCUUCUUCUUUUUUGCGAACAAAUUGCUGACCGUCUUCAGUUCAAUAAAGAUGUUAGAAUUUAGUUUUUUUUUUGCUAUACUUUGGUGUUAGUUUGUAUGGAAUUCUACAGUAGGAACUUAAUGCCAUGUGCUGUAAUUUGUGGGAUAUCUUCUCUAGCGGCAUCGAUAGAGGGUUUUGCUCAUCAGAAGUGUGCAUCCAGAUUGUGCAGUUGCGUAUUUUCUUGGCGUUAGACAAGUUGGAAUAGCUAGUAAGGAUGAGAUAUUUUGGGUUUUAUAUGCAGAUGUAUUUGAUUGAAAAUUCAGCAAGAUUUUCUAAUCCUUACUGCAACAGAAUGUCACGCAAGACCCUUUCCAUGUGAUAUUUGAGUUACAAAUAAAAAUGGAAAUGGUGUGGCAGAAACAACGACAAGAAUUAUGGGACGGAGGGAGUAUAUCUCAUUGCAUAAUCAUUUUUUAGGACCCAUAAAAAUGGAAAUGGUUUGCUUUACUCAUUUUUUAGGAUUAAUACAUUUGGCCAUUAACCUUCUCAAUUCUCCCUCCGUCGCAUAAUGAAUCCACUAAAACAACGACAAGAAUUAUGGGACGGAGGGAGUAUAUCUCAUUCCAUUCAGGCAUAGUAGAGCCUGUGAUGGAAAAUGGAAAUACAUUGCAUAUGGAACCCCUGUGCUAGCUAGCAAAACCAGAAUUGCGCAUUCAUUAGACAUUUGUGUUUUUGUUCCUUUCUUUGAUAUCAUAGCUUGAUGAGUUUACCUUUGAAUCCUCUCUUGCUCAUUGUCUUCAGUUCAAUGAAGACACUGGAAUUUGUGCAUUAGUUUGUAUGAACUUUGGCAGGUAGAAACUUAAUGGUGUGAGCUGUUGUUUUAUUUCGUCGAUGAAAUAUAGGUGAUGUAGUACACUCUCCUGCUGACUUACUAAAGAAUUUUUUUUUAACAUGACUGAUAAUUUGCUUGGUACCAUCUCCUUGCUGUUGUAUCUUGCAUUUUUAUACAAUACCAGCAGCCACAAGAAAAUAUGUGUUAGUUUUUUCCUCUUUGGGUUUGAGUAAACUGUGAGUGUCUUAACCCUUUUGCAUUGUGAUCUUGUCAUGGUUUCAAGGAAACCAAUGAACUUUUGGAUGGGGAAGGUACAUAGUAAGAGUGCUUCAGCCUAUGAUGGUGCAAUAUUUCUGUGCAACUGCCUGACCAGGAAAGAGUGCUUCGAGAGAAAGCUUUUUGGCCUUUCUUCUCUAUGUGCUGAUUUUGUACAGCAAGUUAAAGCUGGUGCAACUUUAUUCCUGUAUGAUGUCGAGCAGCGUAAGCUUCAUGGAGUGUUUGAAGCAACUUCAGAUGGAGCGAUGAACAUCAUUCCUGAUGCAUAUAUCUCAUCAGGAAGUCAGUUUCCUUCUCAGAUACGUUUCAAGAGGAUAUGGUUUUGCAAGCCUUUGAUGCAAAGUGAAUUUCAAGAUGUAUUGCAUGAUAACUAUUUUUCAUGGACCAAGUUUAGUUAUGGUUUGUCCCACCAACAGGUUGUAAACCUUCUUCACUUGUUUUCUUCAAGGAACAGAUUACAGCCUCGUCAAAAUCCAAGGUCACAGGAUGAACCUCCAAGGGAAUCUGAAUUUUCUUCUGUGAUUAACCAAACUGAUAACUUGUCCGGUUCAAACAGCAUUUCACAUGGUUCACUCAAAAGCCCCUGUCAAACAUGUACCUCCUCCACUGUUGGGGAGCAUGCAGCACCGCCAAGACCAGACAUCUCUGAUGUUGCUAAGUCCAACAACUCGAGGUCGUCCUUGCCCACCAGAGCAAAUACAGACAUUGUCACCGUUGCUGGCAGUGAAAAAGCAAUUGAUGACAACUCUACUGAUGACUUUAUACCGCUACAGCUGGAGGAAGAUAAUUUAGAUGGUGUUGACUAUCUAUCUGAUUUGCUGGAAGAUGAGAGCCAUUCUUCAGAAUCUAAAAGUUGUAGUGACUCUGAAGAGCAUGUUACUUUCCACCAGCCUUGUGACAGGAAGAAAAGUGAAUACCAUCCUCCCAUGGCAAAUUCCAAGCUCCGCUCUGAUAAUGAAGAUCGAAAAAGCGUGUUUGCUCGAUUAAUGGGGAGACCUAGAUCUUUUAGUCAAAGAGAGAAGUCCAAGAUCAAUCCGUUCUCAUCAAAGAAUGUUAAGUCUUUUAGUCCCCUUUCUCGGAGGAAAAAGCGGAGAAGGACACAGCAGAACAAGCCUUUCCCAUGUGACAAUCGUGGAACACUGGAUAUGCCUUCAGCAGAUAAGAUGAGGAGAAUUCCAGCAUUGGACUAUUCAUUUGUCUGGGAUGAUGACAGAAGAUACAACAAGUUCUCUGGUGGAAAACCAAGCAACAUUCAAACAAGCCUACAUCCAUUUGUUCGUGAAGAUGUGAACAAACUGGAUCUAUUUGCUAAAGAACCUGAUAGACAUGAGGCAUCCAAAAAGCUAUUUGUUGCUGAAGGUAGUGGAAAGCUGAUCGAGUCCUGUAACAGAGAAUUAAAUAAAUCCCCAGUGUUUGCUGAAGUACAUGAGAGGUGUGAAGUCACUGUUAAAGAAACCAGGACCCCUUUCUUAGAUUUUAAACGGCGUUCUAAGGAUCCAAAUGUUGGAGGACAUCAGGAUUUUGACACAGUGGAUAUUGAGAAAGAUGCAAAGAAGAAGAUGCGCCUAGCAAGUGCAUCCUUCCAUCAAGAGGAGUAUCAAAGUGACACUGCAUCGGUUCUGAAAGACACCCAAGAUAUGGAUAUACUAGCAAUAUCUGAUGGGAGCUGUAAACUUAAGAGCAUCUCUUUGUCAUCCAAGGACACAUGUAGCCAGGUGGCUAGAGCUUAUUUUGAAACUGACGUGCCCCUGCAAGAUGAACAACAGCAAAGCAUCCAAGGCUGUUCUGAAGAAGUUAUAGGUGUUAAGUCAUUGAUUCUUGAAGAUUCUGGAACUGCAGACUUGUUGCCCAUGCUCAGUUUUGGAAACAGGCAGACUUCUCCAAAUGUUGAAACUAGGAGUGAACUGGCUUCUGGUCAUGUGGAAACUGAGAAGUCCCCACAAGAGAAAGAAUACCAAAGUGCUGGGAGCUGCCAUGUAGUUUUUAAUAUAGAUAAAAUGUUGCUCUCGGAAAAACCUGAAACCAUUGAUUUCUUGUCCAACCAUGAUAAAGGUUGUGGAAGCAAGAUGCGCUUAUCUUCUGAUGGGAAUAACAGGCAUGUUGCUUCUAGUCAUCUGGUUGCUGAAAUGCCUCUGCCAGAAAAAGAAAACCCUAGUGUCCAGAGCUACUCCCAAGUUGUUCAUGGUGUGGCAGAAAAUUCUGAAGAACUGUUCCCCAAGUUUGAUGCAAAUUGUGGAAGGAACAAGAGUUUAUCUUGUGAUGGAAUUGGUGGCUAUGUGGCCAGCGACCUGUACUCCAGUGAUGCUUCACCAGAUCCUGAAAGUCCCAAACCUCUCAGUAACUUUCCUAAAUACCAUGGAGAUAGUGCAAAGAAGAAUAUCUCAUCGGAUGGAAUUUUGGAAAUGGUGGCUACUGAUCAUCAGGAGACCUGUAUGCUCCCGCUGGACGUAAGUACAGGUGACGGAGAUAGUGAACCAAAGACAUCCUUUUAUGAGAAAGAUGCUGAAGCUACGCACUCACCAACAGCCUCUGAAGACCGUGAGGAUACCACCUACACUCCGUCACCGAACGGACGUCGAAGCAAUUCACCUCCUUAUGGUCUGGAACUCAGCAAAGCAGUGCCACAGCCCGAGACGCGAUACCAAAUUUUCCGCAGCGGGCACAAAGCAGGCCAUGAAAACACCGAUACCGAUUCAUCCGCGGUCUGUGCUGAGGGCUACGGAAGCAAGAGUGGCAUGUCGACUGACAGCACCUGUGGCUACCUGGCUGUCGCCGAUGGGCGGGCCAAUCUUCUGGGAACAAGCUCGGAGUCCAGGACGAGUUUCUUCGACGGCUCGUCAAGCGACUUUGCCCAGACGAUCAGGUUCGCACACGACCCUGGAGAAGAGAUGGAGCCGCACUGACCGUGACGCCUUCCCCUUCCCGCAGGCGGCUUCAGAGGACGGUAUCAUCCACCACACCACAAGCACCAGACUUACUCAUGCGGUGACAGCGAACUCCUUCUUUUCUUUGUCUCGUAGUUUCGCUACCUGUAAACGCAUUCCUGUAAGGUGUGCAAAAAUUUAUCUUAAGGUGUGCAAAAAUUUAUCUGAAACUGGUGUAACCCUGGCUGGGUAUCGUUGUUUUUACUCUCUACUCUUUCAGGCAUGUUUAUGUACUCCAGGCCAUAAGAACAAACCUGGUGGCGUACCCUGAAUUAUUUUUUCCUGCUACCCUGAAUAGUAAGAUAUGAAUUGAAAUUGAAGUGCUGAAAGAAUUGUGAGCUA
Molecule: messenger RNA, 4774 nt
Organism: Brachypodium distachyon (stiff brome)
Lineage: Eukaryota; Viridiplantae; Streptophyta; Magnoliopsida; Poales; Poaceae
Exons: 3
Coding region: 1505-4411 (968 amino acids)
Source: RefSeq, a predicted model, not a curated record